Messenger RNA from Erpetoichthys calabaricus (reedfish), 1775 nucleotides. Its product is annotated as RING finger protein 222. The coding region runs from base 309 to 974 and encodes 221 amino acids. NCBI's taxonomy places the organism in Eukaryota, Metazoa, Chordata, Cladistia, Polypteriformes, Polypteridae. The record is from RefSeq and is a predicted model, not a curated record. The transcript has a single exon.
GCCUCUCUCGAAACUGGAAUGUGGUGUUAUUUACAACCCUUGCAAGCGAGGAACUGUUGUCAUUUUGCAUUGUCACCCUCGCACACCUGAACACUUCCAUGGAUGGGCUGGUCCGUGCAAGGAGGCUUACAUGAGCGGGACGGACUCGAGGGACAAAGAGCCACCACGAGGUUCUCAUUUGAAUGAACUCGACAGGUCGGGUGGAUUUGUCACAAGAAUGGCGCUCGUGAAGGACAACUUUAAGCCUCUUUGCAGAUGAUAACUAAACCUCAGCGAAACGGCCUUUACCAGAUCUGAGAAAUCGAUCAAUGGAGGCACCCGACGAGUCAAAGGGGAAGACGACUGAGGAGGAACACACAGCCACGAGAGCCGGCGAUCCCCCACCGGAGGAGUGUCCCGUCUGCUAUGAAUCGUACAAAUCGACCUCGAAGAGAACGCUAAGCUGCGGACACGAAUUCUGCCACGACUGCCUGGUGAAAACACUGGUGAGCAGCAGCCAGGAUGGGGCGGUCACCCGAAAAAACAUCAUCUGUCCCAUCUGCAGACAUCUCACCUACAUCAACAAGAAAAAGCCACUAGCCUUGCCCAACGUGAGCUCGGUGAAGCAGACGUUGGAGGUGCCCGUGUCGCCCACUCCGUUGGGGUCCUCGCAGUCCUCAGGUUUCACCUGGGAUUCCCAGGAUCAGCUCCAGGGGGUGAACGCAGUCAGGCCCUCCAGGAGCACUCGUCUGCUGCGCUUCUUCAGACGCAGUCCGGGGCUCCCGAGGACUCCAAGCACCCAUCCCCAAAUCUUCACCAUCAGCAGCCAAGGGAGACCAAUGACGGAGGAGGACUCGGUCAGCAUCGUCCUGGCGCCACUUCAUCGCACCCACAGGAUCAGCUGCUGCAGGUUGAAGGUGCUCUUUGUAUGUCUGCUGCUGAUCAUCGUUGGAGCCACCAUCUCCACCAUCCUGCCCUGGGUCCUGAUCAAAUAAAUUAAGGGGGAAAACAGGAGUUCGCUAACCAUGCAAAUGUGAAUUCACUUCUUAAUGAUGAUUAAUAUUGUCGUAUAAUCCGAACAUUCAUGUCUUCACUGAGCCUUAAAUGCUGUCUGAAUCUUGAAACCUGCCCUUGAUAUAAAAUGAAUGCACCGUGGAAGGUAAUUUCAUUAUGGCCGUUACUGUCACCUGCGAGUAAACUUGCAAUCAGUAAUCAACGUGUAUUUCAUGUGAACACCGUUUUCGUACUAUUGGAUUUUUAUUAUUUGAAGAGUGACAGAUGCAAAAAUGAUAAAUUCACUCGGAAUAAACUGAAAGCAUGGAAUCUGUUGGUGGCAAAUGUGGACAAAUCUCAGUGUCCUCUGGAACCAAGCUGCACAAAUAAAUAAACCAAAAUAAAAAGGAUCAAGUCUGGGCAGAUAUAGUCGAUAUGUGAACGAGAGGGGAACUUUAAUUAAAAAAAAAAGAAAAUUACAAAAAGUUAUAAACUGGCGAACUGCCGCGACAAAAUCUACGAGACUUCUGUCUGAAGUGUCAGUGUUAAUGGCGUGCCAGGCGGGACACGUCGAUCGUCGCGUGUUACAUUGGGAUUGUCUGCGGUUUAACGCAGCGUUUUACAUUUUUACCUCCGACUCCGAAAUUGUUUCUUUUUUCUUUUUUUUUAAACAAAUAUAUCACUUACGUUUGAUAGCUCUCCCAUUCAUGUAAUCUAAAAACAUACAAGACGCACUUUAUUGUAAAGUACAAAGGUGUUUUUAUUUUGUUCUGCAAUACAAAGGUAUUUUUAUUUUAAUCAAA